AACUUCAUUAGUGUGAACAUGUAAUCCCUUUUCCUCAUGCAUGGCAACGAGUAGUGGGAAAGAGAGAUCAUAAUACUAAGAAAGAAGAACUUUUUUAAGAUUCGUUAACUCGAAUUAGCCCCCUUUUUCCUUUGGAAUAAUGAAUGAUUAAGGAGACACUAACUACGCAAUUAGCUAGAAGACCAACGACGUCACUUUGAUGACGAAGGACCAUAGAUGUAAUGCAAAUUGCCAAAUUGUAACCACGUGAAAACCGAGCCAAAUUCAGCUUUUGACCGCUAAUUCCGAAUUGGGCCUAAAAUGGGCAAUUCAAUCUGCUGGGCCUCUAACUCCCAUAUCUGGACUUUAUAGACCCAAAGAUUUAUCCAAAUUUAUUGGGUUGGAGAGCUGUGACGUUUCUGAAUAUUUCGGCCCAACACUGAUCUGCUUACUGGAAGACAAGCUUCUAUUAGGGUUUUCUAUUCUCUCCAAUCUUCUCCGUCGAAGUCCCCAAACCUCUCGUCCUCUUUUCCUUCAGCUAGGGUUUUCGAUUCCUCCGGUGAAUCCCCAGUGUUCACUACUCAGAUCGGAGAAAAUGGCCUUUGAAGUCGGCGCCGUCCCGUUCAAUCCCGACGGCUGGGGUCCACCCGACGCCACCACGGCCACCACCAAAUCCUCGUCUCUCCCGCUCAACGUCCCCUUCGCUCCCUUCUCUCGUGCCGAGAAGCUCGGCCGAAUCGCCGACUGGACUCGCAACAAUCCGAACGCCGGAAGGCCUAACGCCGGGAAGAACGCAUCCGAUUCGGUAUUCGACUUCACCGCCGACGAUUCCUUCCCCUCCUCCGGCGGAGGAGGAGAUGAGGACUUCCGCCUCGUCGACGGGAAGCUUCCUACUCGGCCGAAAUUCGGCCCCAAGUGGCGGUUCAACCAGCACAGGCCGCAGCUCCCUCAGCGUCGCGACGAGGAGGUCGAGGCGAAGAAGCGGGAGGCAGAGAAGGAGAGGGCGCGGCGGGACAGGCUGUACAACCUCAACCGGUCGAACCAGAACCAGCAGCGUCGUGAGGCGGCGGCGUUCAAGUCGUCGGUGGAUAUCCAGCCCGAGUGGAACAUGUUGGAUCAGAUCCCCUUCUCGACUUUCUCCAAGCUUUCGUUCGCCGCUCCCGAGCCGGAAGACCUGCUCCUCUGCGGCGGAUUGGAGUUCUAUGAUCGGACCUACGACAGAGUCACGCCCAAGAACGAGCGCCGGCUGGAGAGGUUCAAGAAUCGCAAUUUCUUCAAGGUUACCACCACCGAUGAUCCGGUGAUUCGUAGGCUGGCAAAUGAGGACAAAGCUACCGUCUUUGCGACUGAUACUAUUCUGGCCACUCUGAUGUGUGCUCCAAGGUCAGUUUAUUCCUGGGAUAUUGUGGUUCAGCGAGUUGGGAACAAGCUCUUCUUUGACAAGCGCGAUGGUUCCCAGCUCGAUUUGCUUGCAGUCCACGAGACAUCACAGGAGCCUUUGCCCGAGGCGAAGGACGAUAUAAACUCUGCUUAUUCGUUGAGUGUUGAAGCUGCUUACAUUAACCAGAAUUUCUCCCAGCAAGUGCUGGUUAGGGAUGGGAAUAAGGUUGCUUUUGAUGAACCGAACCCUUUUGCCAGUGAGGGUGAGGAAGUUGCCUCUGUGGGCUAUAGGUAUAGGAGGUGGAAGCUUGAUAACGAAAUGUACCUGGUUGCUCGUUGUGAGGUGCAGAGUGUCGCUGAAGUUAAUAACCAGAGGUCGUUCAUGACCCUGAAUGCACUUAACGAGUUUGACCCAAAGUAUUCGGGUCUUGACUGGAGGCAGAAGCUGGAGACUCAAAGAGGUGCAGUUUUGGCUACUGAGCUUAAGAACAACGCUAAUAAGUUGGCCAAGUGGACUGCACAGGCUCUGUUAGGUAGUGCCGAUAUGAUGAAAUUGGGAUAUGUUUCUAGAGUUCAUCCAAGGGACCAUUUCAACCAUGUGAUUCUGGCUGUUGUUGGUUACAAGCCCAGAGAUUUUGCUGCACAGAUUAAUCUGAACACUUCGAACAUGUGGGGUAUUGUGAAGAGUAUUGUGGACUUGUGUAUGAAGCUGAAUGAGGGUAAGUACGUGCUGGUGAAAGAUCCUUCUAAACCUCAAGUGAGAAUCUACGAGGUUCCUGGGGAUGCGUUUGAGAAUGAUUAUGUUGAGGAGCCGUUGCCCGAGGAUGAGCAGGUCCAGCCACCUGCUGAGGCUGUGGAGAAUGGCGAGGCAAAUGGUAUUGUCGAUGAUUUAGAAGAUAAGAAAAUUGAAGCUACUGUAGCUUAAGGUAAUGUUCUUCCUUAGCUUGUUAAGCAGUUGUUAUUUUCCUACCAGUUUAUGAACCCAUCUGAAUGUAGCAACAUCAGAGCUACAUACAAUGAAUGGUCAUUACUCAUUAGAGUGAUAUUUGAACCGUACAAGAUCAACUAGUUAGAGAAAAAUGAUUGCGGAAUAUAAAGGCAUGGCCUUUUCUCCUCCACGAUCAUGUUGGAACUAGAUCCACCAGGUUGCUUUAUAGACCAGUGCUAUUUCCCUAACCUAGAUAGGAAGUAGAACAGUCUUUUCUUGCCGUGUUUGUCGCACCAGAUGGGACUACAUAGAUGUGCAGUUUGCUGGUGAUUGAAUCUAGCAGCCGCUCUGUUGUCAUUCUUGUGUGAUUUGGCAUUGAGCUUUGUUUGAAUCGAACUCGGAUCUUUACUCGCGAAUAUUGUCUGUUGCAGAGGUGGAUGACUCGAUGUUACCUGUGAACUAAACACCGACGCAUCCAGUUUCUGCUAUAGCUUGUGGACGGAUUGUGGACGAGCAUUCUUUCCAGCGACACCUCUUUUUAUAUUUUUUGCCUUUUAGUUGUGACGAUUUGCUAGAAGGUUUACUGUUUUAGUGUACUCAACGGGAAAAUAACAAAUAUAUUGGGACUCGAUUAACAAGCUGGUUUUAUUGAGGGCCGAGGCAUUUCACCUUGAAUAUUCUGAAAUGGUAUGUUGAGAUAAAUGGCCGAAGAGAUGGAUCUUUCUUGUGUUUGCACCUAUGCAAUUUCACCUGUUUUGGUGCAUGGUGAGAAUGAGUAUUUCUACAUGAUUCACCCUUAUUAUUGAGCUGCUCUGUCUAAACUAUAUGUGAUUUUAGUCAAAUUAUUUGCUAUUUUACUUUCUAUACAUAAUAUUUUAGUUAUGAUAAACUUGGAAAUAGGUGAAAACGUCGAUUUUGUGAAUAAUCUUACUACGACUACCUUCCCAUAGAUUGGUUUUUGAUUUUCUUUUAAUGAAGUGGUAGUAUAUUUCGGAUGUUAUGUAUUGGGCUUCGUUUGUUGGACUUGGACCAACCAACCAUUGUUUCCCAUAAAUGAUUUUACCAGCUGGAGAUGGGCUCUUUCGAGGUGGAUGACAAUGCUACUAGUAGGCCCGCUUCUCUAAAUUAUGGAAUGAGCCCAAAAUUUUUCUUGUACCGAAUAGUUAGUGAUAUUGUAUUUUGUACUGAAACCGUAGUAGAUAUUAGCAUAGUUUGGCCCUGCGGUAGCUUUUGCAGAAGCAGCUUCUGGCUGGAGCUUUUAGAUAAGUACUUUUCAGAAAAAGCAGUUGAGUGUUUGGCUGUAAAACUAUUAGAAGUGCUUUUUAAUAUGAAAGAUUGUGUAAAAUGACUAUAAAGGACUUAUAAUAUA
This is a messenger RNA of Linum trigynum, 3656 nucleotides long. The record is from the annotation of a GenBank genome assembly. NCBI's taxonomy places the organism in Eukaryota, Viridiplantae, Streptophyta, Magnoliopsida, Malpighiales, Linaceae.